GCACUACUCUCCCCCAAUCCCAGACACUCUUUGCCGCAGCUCCUGAUUGGACGGAUGCCGCAAGCUGGAAUAUAAACAAACAGAAGACAGGCGGCUCCAGACAGACACACAGUUCCGAUACACGCGACAGAACCUGCAACCGAACCGGACCUCGCACCUGAUCCAUCAGACACCUACGGAUCACCCCAAUCCGGUCCUGCACGGAUAGCUCAGGAGUCUCCCCUCCCUAACCCCGGUAUCAAGGCAACCAGCGCUUCCCAAAUUCAGCACCAGAAGCGGACAGCUCCCGGCCAGGGGGUAGUGGAUAGGAUUUGGGGCAGGGGGGUUAAAGUACCGUAGAAGCCGAGUGUUAGCGCGCAGUGGGUGGCCGUGUUACGGAGGGGCAUGGAUAGCGGGGGGCUGGUGUAGGUCAGUGGCACGUAGCACGUAGUUACUAAGCUCUACUCGAGAUGGGGGGCCGGCUGAGCAGACAGAGCAGCCUGGAGGAUGAGCCGGAGGACGGGGGUGAUUUCGGGGGUAUCCGGGGGGAUACAACUGGAUCCCGAGGAGACUUUGCAUUCACAUCGCUGAUCCUGAACUCGGAGCGAAUCCCCGGGGUCCUUCGGAGAAACAAAGCGUCCCCCUACGUGAGGCGAGUGGCCUGGCUCAGGGACAUCCAGGCGCUGAUCCGGGACCACAAGCAGGAGCGGGCGCUGCAGGUGCUGAAACUGCUCCGCAAGGACCUUGGCCUGGAGGGAACAUUCCUCAAUGACGUCCUGUACAGACAUGUCACCUUCCUGAACCUGGUAGACCCCAUAUCUCAUGAGCUCUUACUAAGUCUGGCCAGAGAGCUCCAGUGUCCCCGCAAGGAGCAAGACCAAAUGAGAUCCACGGACCGUAUCUGCAGGCAACUCAUCUACCAUUUGACACCACACUCAAAGUGGCAUCGACACAGCUUGUCACGCAGGAAGAGCCUGGCCAGCCUGAAGAACAGCCUGCUUCAGAAGUCAAAUAUAGAUGUACUAGAUCUCUCUGGUAUCCCAUUGUCCCCCCGUGAUGUACAGCGUGUGGCCCUUUACUUGCAGAGCAAUGGAGACAGCCUCACCAGUGUAGACCUGAGCUUCACUGAACUCACAGAUGACACUCUGGAGUUGGCUUUGGCCUCCCUUACAGCUCUCCCCAAUCUCACGCACCUGGCGCUCAAUGGAAAUCGACUUACUUGCUCGACCCUGAAGGACCUCAGCGAAGCCAUGAAGGAUAGUACCAACUUCCCCUCACUAAGCUGGGUGGACUUGGGUAAUAAUGUUGAUAUCUACUCCAUGCCUCAGCCACUGCUCCUUGGGUUAAGGCGACGUCUGUGCCAGCAGAACCUUCUUCCAACAAUCCCUGAGGCACAGGAUGGCGACCUGUCCGAGGGUGGUGUUCCUAUCCCUUUUCAACAGCUGCCCUGGGACAGGUGAGACCACUAACAGCAGCAAUCAUCGUUAUAGCAACUGAAUUCACCCUUCUUUCUCAAACCUGUGUUGAAACCACCUUAAACUUGGCAGGCUCGUACAUUCAACGUGCAACAGGUGGUAUGCCUCAGCCACAGAGAGUGGCCAUUAAACACAGAUGCCCCAUAGACCUACUGGAUGUCACAGCCUGAGUAACAAACCCAGUGACAGGCAAAGGGCAGCCCAUGACAACUCAGCUUCGGCCUCAUCACUGUGUGUUUUACAGAUUAAUCUCUGAACAAAGGGAGGCAGGGAUCACAGAAGUGCAGAGACAGAACUGCUGUGUCAGUGGAACUAGGAAUGGGUACUAAGCACCAGGGGAGGGGGCAUUAACAAGUAUAAUAUGGUAGAAUACUAAAUGGAUGUACAGAUAUCUUCAUUUCCU
Molecule: messenger RNA, 1857 nt
Organism: Spea bombifrons (plains spadefoot toad)
Lineage: Eukaryota; Metazoa; Chordata; Amphibia; Anura; Pelobatidae
Gene: LRRC75B
Product: leucine rich repeat containing 75B
Exons: 4
Coding region: 450-1439 (329 amino acids)
Source: RefSeq, a predicted model, not a curated record